GAUGGAGUCUGCGCAGUGACCUUCUAUUUUCCGCUGCCUGACAACAAACAUACCUGCUGCCUGCACGCAUCACCGCUGAGCUCAGCGCGGAUCCAAAAGCUCACACGGUCCCGGUAAUCUAAAGUUUGGGUCCAGUUUGUUGGUAAAUCGCAGUCGAAGCGCCUUUCUGACCGGUUGUUAGCUCAAAGUUAAUCGAGCUAAUGAGUGUUUCAGCAGCUAGCAGCGUCGGUCAGUGACAGUCCAGAAGAUGUUCUUAUUGUUUCCAGGAGGUUCCGCUUUGUUUCUCCUGCAGAUGUUCUGAGGUUCUGUCCGGUGUCGGUUCAGACAGAACGUCGGUGAAACUACUUGACGAUGAGGAAGACGAACAGAGCAUCACUUGGGUUUUAUUCUUUGUCAUCGGUCCAGUUCAGCUAGCGAUGCGGACGCUCCUGGUUCUGAUUAGCUGCUGUGGUCCCACUGGGCCCUGCUCCAUGUGAAUGAUGACUGACCACCACCAUGGAAAGGUCAACGAUCAUCUGAUGAAGCCAUGUGGGGAGGAGGAGGAGGAGGAGGAGAACGAGGAGCCCGGGUCUUCUCCCUCUGACCCCCCCUGCAGCAUCACCACACCUGGACCAGGCGGCUCCUCUGGUUUCUCCAAACCACAGAGGAGAAGCAGAACCAAGCUGGACUCUGAUGCUGGCUUGAGUCCUGCUGGGAAGAACCUGAACAGUCCAGACUGUGUGCAAAAUCUCAAAGGAACCGGGAAGAUCCUGCAGGGCAAGUCCGAGACUAAUGGCAACUACCUUCAAGGAACCAGAAGCAUCCAGGACCAGCAGGGCCAGGAUGGACCGAGGAAGAGAAGACCUGUGACAGUGGACACGUCUAAAGCCAAGACCUCCCUGGAGGCCCUGAAGCUGAGCAUCAAGCAGCUGAAGUGGAAAGAG
Molecule: messenger RNA, 923 nt
Organism: Austrofundulus limnaeus
Lineage: Eukaryota; Metazoa; Chordata; Actinopteri; Cyprinodontiformes; Rivulidae
Product: tubulin polyglutamylase TTLL11
Biological process (GO): protein polyglutamylation; microtubule cytoskeleton organization
Cellular component (GO): ciliary basal body
Molecular function (GO): tubulin-glutamic acid ligase activity; tubulin binding
Source: RefSeq, a predicted model, not a curated record